This is a messenger RNA of Cucurbita maxima (winter squash), 1245 nucleotides long. RefSeq lists its product as uncharacterized. The transcript has a single exon. The coding region runs from base 1 to 1245 and encodes 414 amino acids. The record is from RefSeq and is a predicted model, not a curated record. NCBI's taxonomy places the organism in Eukaryota, Viridiplantae, Streptophyta, Magnoliopsida, Cucurbitales, Cucurbitaceae.
AUGGAGUCUGGAAAUAGUGGGAGUAUGCAGUCGUCUAGUGGCGGCGAUGAGGAGUUUGAGUCACCCGCCGACUCAAUCACCGCCGUCUUUUUAACUAAUCCACCAACUCAUGGUGGUUCUUUCACCGGAAACUUCCAUCCAACCAACCCUCUUCCUCAAUCCUCCUCCUCCUCCUCCGCCGCCGCGGCCAUGUUUGAUCCUUUGUCUAAUUUAUUUGAUCCAAGAUCUUCGCUUUCUAACCAAAACCCACUUCUCAAUUUCGAUAUGGUUUGGUCUCGGUCUCUGAGAUCCGAUCAAAUUCCGCCGGAUCUCGACGCCGCAAAUCUUAAUUCCGCCGCCGCCGAUCAGAGUUUAUCAUCUAUCUCCAAUUUCUCCGGCGUACACAAUUUUUCUCACCCAUCUGAUGGUAUUAAUUCCUUCCGAGCUUCGGAUCAGACAGAAUUGCAAGAUAUUCCUAAUAAUUGUGGCCGUGGUGGUGGUGGUGGUGGUGGUGGUGGUGGUGGUGGUGCGAACGUAGUUAGGAGCUCGAAGAAGCGGCCGAGGGCGUCACGACGAGCUCCGACAACGGUGUUAACAACAGACACUACUAAUUUCCGUGCCAUGGUUCAAGAAUUCACUGGAAUUCCAGCUCCACCCUUCACCGCUUCCUCGUCGUCUCCUUUUACAAGAAACGCUGCGAGAUUCGAUUUGUUCGGCGGCUGUGGCGAUGGCGGAGGCGGAGGUGGUGGUGGUAGAUCAUCAACAAAUUUGGACGUUGUACCAUCUACACAACAGAAUUACCUUUUGCGACCAUUUCCUCAAAAACCGCCGUAUCUCUCUCCGCCGUCAUCGACUUUCCUCGCCGGCGGCAACUUACAAAGUCCAAUUUUUGACAUCCAAAACAUGUUUCAAUCCAACCCCAAAUUGAUCCCUUCAUCCAACGAUCAAAAUCUCAAAAUGGGUAUUUUCGAGGAGUUCGGUUUAAGCAGCCACAGCCACGGCCUCCUCCCGACCGGCCAAACCGUAAGAGGCGACAACAACAACCACCCUCCACCGACGAGCUGGGUUAUCGGCGGCAGCGGUGGAGACCCAAAUCAACAAGGUGUUAAUCUCAGAUCUAGCAAUGGAAAUCUCAACGGGAAAUUAAUCAGGUACGCCGCCGCCGGCACUGCAAAUUCACCGGGAUUUCACGGCGAUAAAGCUGCUGAGAAUUUAAGAGCUAGAACUGAAGGUAUGGUGGAACCAUGGAUAUGUUCAUCUGAUUAG